AUGUCAACCACCAUGUCUACACCUACGGCAAAUGCAGUUCAUGAAUAUUUCACUCGAUCCUUCUCUGACUGGGGUAUCAUAGAUUUCCUAUUCGAAUGUAAUCUGCAAGAAUUUAGUCAAAUGAUAGAUACUUACCUUAAAUCUCUCGAGCUCAUCUACGCUAAUGAUAAAGAAAAAAAAGGCGAACGGGCAAAGCAAUUGCUUGAUAGAUAUAGACAGGCGAUCUUUUUGGCGAGUCACAAAGGUGAUAAACCGGAUUAUUAUGCUGCAAGAAACUGGAAGAGUGUUCAUAAGUUGCCCACGUUACAAUUCCAUAAACCAACUUUUGCAAGUACUUUAAUAGGAAACGUAGGGACGGAGAGCAUAAGUGGUGAUAUUCAUUUUAAUUUUCCCAGUAAUGCAACGAGUACAUCAAAAAGAAGUCAGGAAGAGGUCGAUAAUAAAGUUCCAAAAAAAGUAAGAAUCGAUGAUUAUUUUCUCGUACAUGAUGACACCACUCCUUCUCAACAUAAACAAAAUCAGCAACCAGAUCCAGAAAAUCAGACCAGAACAACCAGAGAAACCUCCCCACCAUCGAUAAAUUCGAUGCAUUCAGUGUAUGUACCAUCCCCCUCCGAUUCUUCUAUUAAUGAAGAAGAAUGUAUAAAGGCAGGAAAGAAAACUUACCGUCUUUCUUACUUUACUGGUCCUGGUGUUCUCGAGUGGCACUUAAAUGAACAUUCAAUACGAUGGAUUGUAAGUGACGUUGACAUUUCCGAGAUAUGUCUCGAGUAUCGUGCAGAAGUGAUUAAAAAAUGUGAACCCAUGGCGGUCAUUCUGGAUGCUUCCGAGGAACUCCAUAUAUUUGUUUUUCAAGAAGAAAGCCCCUGUGGGUUAUGUGAGUACUUCGACGAUGAAUUAUGGGAAGACAUCUUUAACGAAUUUCAAAAACUAUAUCCAUAUGUGUCAAUUCCAAAUACGAUUUAUGAUUUGUUUGCAAACAUCAUUAAGAUAACGUGCGAGACGCAAAAUCGUGGAGAACGGCAAGCAGUCGCAAGAAGUUUUUUAAAAGGUUAUGAGAUAAUAACUGAAGAAGAAAGAAUCAUGGUGGAAAUCUUCAAGGACUUAAAAAUUGCCAUUGAAGGCGCAAACAAAAUGUCAGAGUCAUCUGCAAUUGCCAAUAGGAGCUUUGAUCCGAUUCUCCUCGGUAUGAAGCCAGAUUUCACUGUCAAAACAACAAAUCCUAAACAACACAUUGAAUUGCUUAUUGGCGAGGUAAAACCACCAAAUACGAGAGAUGAACUUAUUUCAGAAGAUCUUGUUGCGCUUGGAAAAAUGAUGAAAUGCGCUAUAGACAAAUCAAUUGCAGAUGGAUUCUUGGGAAGGGCCUAUUUUAUGGAUCUUCUAUAUGAUGGAAUUUACCGUAUGAUUUUAAUUGGAGAAUUUGAGCUUCCAAAGAGCUCCAUAUCAUGGGGUACUGUUUUGAAGUGCUAUCAGAUCAUGAACACAAUUCGGGUCAUAGUUAAUAAUGGAGCCACGCGGUACCAGUCCGCAAUAAGAAAGAACUCAAAACAACCGGAAUCAGAUAAGAUGAAAAUGAUAAAGCCGAUGUUCCAUGACCCGUUGAAG
This is a messenger RNA of Diversispora eburnea, 1608 nucleotides long. The record is from the annotation of a GenBank genome assembly. NCBI's taxonomy places the organism in Eukaryota, Fungi, Glomeromycota, Glomeromycetes, Diversisporales, Diversisporaceae.